This is a messenger RNA of Cadophora gregata, 1404 nucleotides long. RefSeq lists its product as uncharacterized. The transcript is spliced from 3 exons. Gene Ontology annotation, biological process: RNA catabolic process. The record is from RefSeq and is a predicted model, not a curated record. Gene Ontology annotation, cellular component: extracellular region. NCBI's taxonomy places the organism in Eukaryota, Fungi, Ascomycota, Leotiomycetes, Helotiales, Ploettnerulaceae. Bases 239 to 1360 code for a protein of 373 amino acids. Gene Ontology annotation, molecular function: ribonuclease T2 activity; RNA binding.
UUCUCCCGCCAAAAGACCUUCUCCAUCCAGCAUAGCUUUCCCCAGCAUCCAGGUCUUCCAAGCUCAAGCUCCUGCACAACUCAAGCUUCCAAUGAGCCAUGAUCUCAUCCUGCGCAUAAAAAAAUCACUGGUUCUAUGAAGUCGCUCGCUGCAAACCAAUUGAAUUACCCGUGUACCUGCACGUAGCAGGUACUUACUGUAGGAAUCCCGGAACCUUGCAACGGAGCUGAUUAUCCCGAUGGAGAAGGUCAAGGUUAUUGAGGAUCGACCGUCUUUGACAGGAUGCAGGGAGAAGCUAUAUAGCUUCCAGAAGCUCUCUUUUCUUUCCCUUUUUACUCCCUGCUGCUUGUUACUUGCUGUUAAUAUUUACUGUAAUAUCCAAACGCUCAAGAUGCUCUUCAGUAGAAUCUCAGUUCUUGCCUCAGCGCUUGCUGUUUCUCAAGCACAGCUGUAUCCUGGCCAGAGCAAUCUGAACCAUACAUGCCAACUUCAAACUCCAUUUCUGUCAUGUUCCGCAAACGCGUAUCCAAAUGUAACGGAUUCCUGCUGUACAGAAACAUUUGGAGGACUAGUAUUGAGCACCCAAUUCUGGGAUACUUAUACGGGUCUUGAGUCUGAGGGACAAGUGCUUCCUGCAAACACAUGGACGCUUCAUGGUCUGUGGCCUGACUUUUGUAAUGGCUCAUACACACAAUACUGUGAUCUAAGCCGUCAAUAUGAUCCCCUACCGAGUCCCAACACGACCACCGGAAAGCCAGACGGCAAGCCAGUCAUCCCAUACACUGGCCCCAGCAUCGGAACUUUCCUUGAGCCCUUCGGCAAAUUCGACUUGCUCGCCUACAUGAACAAAUACUGGGUAGCCCAGAACCAACCCAAUGCUGACUUCUGGGGCCACGAGUUCUCCAAGCACGCAACAUGCUUCUCGACAUUUGAGCUUCCCUGCUACGGCCCAAUGUACCAAAACCACAGCGAAGUUGUCGAUUUCUUCGAGACCUCUGUGGCAUACUAUCAAAAUCUGCCAACCUAUGGCUGGCUCUCAGCUGCGGACAUCCGGCCAAGCAAUCAAACCAAGUACAGCUUGACUGAUUUGCAGGGUGCGUUGGUGGCUGGGUUUGGUGCUUUGCCGUAUAUUGGUUGUUCUGGCCCGAGAUUCAAUGAGACGGCGAAGGGCAAUGGGACGUUGGAUAAUGGGAGGACGGUUCUGACUGAGGUGUGGUAUUAUUACCAUGUCUUUGGACAAGUGCAGAGGAACCAGGCGCUGCCGGUUAAUGCGAACAUUAAUGGAGGAAGUGUGAGUAGUUGUGCGAAGGCUAAGGGGGCAUUGAGUUAUUAUGAGAGGACAAAGGGCAGCGAGGUGUAGAUGUGUACCUAUAUAAACAGGUACCUAAUGUGAAAUGAUUUGAU